Molecule: messenger RNA, 1771 nt
Organism: Cuscuta epithymum
Lineage: Eukaryota; Viridiplantae; Streptophyta; Magnoliopsida; Solanales; Convolvulaceae
Source: the annotation of a GenBank genome assembly
GGCCGACGCCAUUGCCCGUUUUCAGAGGCUUCUGGGGAAGAAGGUAAUCUUCGUUACUGGAACUGACGAACAUGGGGAAAAAAUUGCUACUGCCGCGGCUGCUCGUGGUUGGACUGCAAGUGAACACUGUGAUAUUGUUUCACAAGCGUACAAGGCUCUCUGGAGAGAUUUAGAAGUUAGUUAUGACAAGUUUGUCAGAACAACUGAUCCAAAGCAUGAAGCUGUAGUUAAGGAAUUUUACUCAAAGAUUUUUUCCAAGGGAGACAUUUACAGAGCUGAUUAUGAAGGAAUUUAUUGUGUCAAUUGUGAGGAGUACAAGGAUGAGAAGGAAUUGCUAGAAAAUGACUGCUGCCCAGUGCACUUAAAGCCAUGCAUUAGAAAAAAGGAAGAUAAUUACUUCUUUGCCCUGUCAAAGUACCAGAAGCAACUGGAAGAAAAGUUACAGCAAAGCCCUGAUUUUGUUCUGCCAUAUUUCCGACUAAAUGAGGUGCAAGGUUGGAUUAAAAGUGGCCUCAAAGAUUUUUCCAUCUCACGAGCAUCAGUGGAUUGGGGUAUUGCAGUUCCUAAUGAUCCUAAGCAGACCAUAUAUGUCUGGUUUGAUGCUUUGUUGGGUUACAUGUCUGCUGUUUUAGAGGAUAAGGAGAUGCCUGACUUACACCAUGCUGUUUCAUUAAAGUGGCCUGCAUCAUUACACUUAAUUGGCAAGGAUAUAUUGCGCUUUCAUGCGGUUUAUUGGCCAGCUAUGCUGAUGUCAGCUGGGUUUGACCUUCCUAAGAUGAUAUUUAGCCAUGGAUUCCUGACAAAGGAUGGCGUGAAGAUGGGAAAGUCCUUAGGGAAUACACUCGAGCCGACUGAUCUGGUUAAUAGAUUUGGAUCUGAUGCAGUCCGAUAUUUUUUCCUCAGGGAGGUGGAAUUUGGUAAUGAUGGAGACUUCUCAGAGGAACGCUUCGUCAACAUUACAAAUGCACAUCUUGCAAAUACAGUUGGAAAUCUUCUAAGCCGUGUGCUUGGACUACUGAAGAAGAACUGCCAAUCAACUUUGCCAUUUGAUUCAACUGUUGCUGCGGAAGGGAAGUCAUUGAAAAAGACUGUUGAAAAACUGGUUCAGAAGGCACAUAGCCAUUAUGAGAAGCUUGAACUCUCAUCAGCGUGUGAGGCAGUUAUAGAGAUUGGUAAUGCAGGAAAUUCCUUUAUUGAUAAACAAGCACCAUGGUCCCUUUUCAAGCAAGGUGGUGUAGAUUUUGAAAUUGCCGCCAAGGAUCUCGUAGUUGUGCUGGAAUUAGUGAGAAUCAUAGCAGUCGCUUUAUCUCCUGUUACUCCAAGCUUAAGCUUGAGGAUGUAUACCCAACUUGGUUACACAAAAGACCAGUUCCACGCUGUGACUUGGAGUCAUACUGCUUGGGGCGGGCUGAAGGGAGGUCAAGUUAUGGCUGAACCACAACCAGUGUUUGCAAGGAUUGAAGAUCGAAGCCAGCAAGAUCAUACGGGUGGAGCAUCUAAGAAAGCUAGCAAGAAAACAGGGAAAUUUUCCUCCAAAGACUAAACGAGUGGUAGAACACCCUCGUAUGGGUGGAUCCAGGAAUGAGAACCGGGGUGGUCUAAAUAGAACUGGGGUGGAUCCAGGAAUGUGAUUAGUUUGUACUUCUUUAUCUAUGACUAGUGUAGUAUAGUUAUCUUCCAUUAUUUAAUAGUUGCAACAGUUUCACUUUGAUUGUCAUUAUAUUUAAUUACAUAUUACUAAACAUUAUAAAAAGUUAAUAUUUUGGAAAUU